AUGACCCCUGACAUGUCUGGAGGGCACCAGGAGAGGCUGUUACAGUCCUUUAUGACCCCUGACAUGUCUGGAGGGCACCAGGAGAGGCUGUUAAAGUCCUUUAUGACCCCUGACAUGUCUGGAGGGCACCAGGAGAGGCUGUUACAGACCUUUAUGACCCCUGACAUGUCUGGAGGGCACCAGGAGAGGCUGUUACAGACCUUUAUGACCCCUGACAUGUCUGGAGGGCACCAGGAGAGGUUGACACAGUCAUUUAUGAGCCUUGAGGACAUGUCUGGAGUGCACCAGGAGAGGUUGUUACAGUCCUUUAAGAGCCCUGAUGUCUGGAGUGCACCAGGAGAGCCCCAGUCUCUGGUCCCCAGCCCCAUAUCCAGCCCCAUACCCCGCCUCAGUCUCUGUGCCCAAGCCCUAUACCCAGCCCCAUACCCCUCCCAGCCCCAGUCUCUGGUCCCCAGCCCCAUAUCCAGCCCCAUACCCCGCCCCAGUCUCUGUGCCCAAGCCCUAUACCCAGCCCCAUACCCCUCCCAGCCCCAGUCUCUGUUCCCCAGCCCCAUAUCCAGCCCCAUACCCCUCCCAGCCCCAGUCUCUGAUCCCCAGCCCCAUAUCCAGCCCCAUACCCCGCCUCAGUCUCUGUGCCCAAGCCCUAUACCCAGCCCCAUACCCCUCCCAGCCCCAGUGUCUGUUCCCCAGCCCCAUAUCCAGCCACAGCCCAAUACCCAGCCCCAUACCCCGCCCCAGUCUCUGUGCCCAAGCCUAAGCCCCAGUCAUUGUGCCCCAGCCCCAGUCUAUGUGCCCCAGCCCCAUACCCAGCCCUAA
Oncorhynchus mykiss (rainbow trout) is the source of this 816-nucleotide messenger RNA. The record is from RefSeq and is a predicted model, not a curated record. NCBI's taxonomy places the organism in Eukaryota, Metazoa, Chordata, Actinopteri, Salmoniformes, Salmonidae.